Messenger RNA from Patella vulgata (common limpet), 5436 nucleotides. Its product is annotated as fasciclin-1. Gene Ontology annotation, biological process: extracellular matrix organization; cell adhesion. The record is from RefSeq and is a predicted model, not a curated record. Lineage: Eukaryota; Metazoa; Mollusca; Gastropoda; Patellidae. Gene Ontology annotation, molecular function: cell adhesion molecule binding. The coding region runs from base 582 to 3869 and encodes 1095 amino acids. The transcript has 22 exons. Gene Ontology annotation, cellular component: extracellular matrix.
AGACUACACAGUUCGGCAAUUCAAGAUUUACAACAAGUCGUCUCAGUGACAGAAUGGCACCAACAAGUAUAUACUUAGUGUAAAUAGUCAAACAUUACUAGAAGUUCAGCAAAAGAUACCGUUUCAGGAAUUCUUCGAUGAGACAAUUCUUCUUUUGUCAACACAAUACUAAUCUGGCCAUCAAGAGAAAAAUCGAAGCACGGCCAACAGGAGUGUCUCUCUGUUAACUGUAUUUGAAAUGGACUCGCCCAAUUUACGAAGUUUCUGUACUAGUGACUUAAGUCGGCACCAAAGCGAUACAAUUGUUCCUGGAAUAACGCGUAACUUUUUACAGAUUUUAGCGUCACGAUUGCCAGAAAGAUAUGGAAUAUUAUAAUAUAUUUUACAUGGCAUUGAAAUAGUGGAUAUUUACCGUUUUUAAUAAUAUUUUAUUCUAACUCUAAUUCCGAUAACUUUAUUUGAUUAAAGACAGACUUACCUGAUAGUCUUGGAAUUUUACAAGAGAACAAUGAAUAUUCUGUAACUAAUCUCUUGAAUUGUUUGCUGAACCCUGGAGACGUCCUUGUUCCUCAACACAAGCCAUGUGUCGUGUGCUAAUUUCUGUGUUAGGAAACUUGGUGGUUUUGUUUCUAUUAUCUCAACAUGUGGUUCCUGGCAAUUCUGAGAAAGUGUGGGAUAUUAUUCGAGAAGAAUAUCUGCUAAAUAAGGUUGCUCGUUUUAUUGCCAAUAAUACAGUUUUAUCACAGAUAUUUGAUAAAGAAAAUAUAACAGUUUUUAUCCCAUAUAAUGCUGCUUAUUUCAACUAUAAUCCAUUCAAGUAUGGGUAUAGACAAAAUGAUGUACAAGCAUGGAAGAAUAUACUACUAUAUGGUUCAUUGGAUGGUGCUAUAUAUCUAAAGGACAUGAAAGAAAAUGUCCAUCUAUCAUCUCGUCUUGGAUCAGAUCAGUAUUUAUACUUUAAUUAUUACUCAUCGGGAAAAGAUGGGUAUCAUACUGUAAACGGCGCUCGCAUUGUACGAGGUAAUAUCAGAGGAGAUAAUGGAAUAGUUCACAUAAUUGAUCGAGUUAUUGCCCCUUACUGUAGCCAUAAAAACUUACCAGAUUAUCUUUCUCAUCCUGAUAUCCCAUCUUAUUCAUUCUCAUCAAUUAUAAAAGCAAAGAUAGUGGUACCGAUACUAGCAGCAGAAACUAACAGAUCUGAUUUAUUCUUUACAUCGUUCUCACCUAAUGAUUCCUUUCUUUAUCCAAUGCCUCAAUAUGGACAGGAUAAACUCUUCCAGGAUUGGCUACUCCUGCAAAAGGUUUAUAAAGCCCAUAUUAUACCAUAUAGUGUACAGUUUAUACCUACAGUCGGAACUAUACCAGAUUUUACAACAUCAGCUGGUGAUAAAAUAACUUUUACUAGACAUAAAGGAAGUGUAUAUGUAUCUAACAACCGAGUUCGAGCUAGAAUAGUACAAGCUAACAUACCUGUUACAAAUGGUGUAUUACAUGUUAUAGAUGAUUUAUUACAUUAUAUCUAUCAAAAUAUUCUACAAAAAAUGGCAUUUUUACCUGAUGCAAGUAAUAUGUUAGGUUAUAUGAACCGAUUACCAGACGCAGUAAAACAGAGUUUACAAAGAACGAAUGAAACAUUCACUGUAUUCGUACCAACUAAUUGGGCAUUCGGUAAAAUACCAAUUACACAACAAGAAGAACUGAGAAGAAAUGAUGAAGAGGGUAUGAAAACACUCAAUUAUUUAAUACAAGGUCAUAUUAUAUCAGGAGUAGAUUUAAGUUCAAGUGAUUUAGAAGCUGAUCAAACUCUGACUACAAUAGAUGAUAAAAUAGUUUCUAUAAUACACGUACAGGGAGAGACGUAUAUAGAAAGUGGUACAGUUCGUGCCAAGAUAGAAGUAAUGGAUAUUGGCUGUACUAACGGUGUUAUUCAUUUUAUCAGUAAUGUUCUAUUUAUGAGAAAUUUUACUUUAUGGGAAGCCAUGGAAAAUAUUCCACAAUUAAGUAUAAUGUACUCGUUUGCUCUCGAAGAUCAAGAUAUUGAAGACAAGCUGCUGUCAGAUAAUACUGGUCCUAGAACAGUUUUUAUGGCGGGAAAUUCAGUUUUAGAACAAGCCGAUCAGCAAGUAAUAAAGACAUUGAGAUCAUUCUCCUAUAUUGUUCAUGAGGCAAUAAAAGGUCAGAUAGUGCAAGGAAUUCACAUGUCAUCUGAUAUAGCAAAAUCUGUACAAGUUGGAACUAUGGCCGGAAAAACUCUUACAUUAUUUAAAGAUAAAGAAACAGGAGAGUUUGAGGUAGAAGGAAGUCAUGUUCGAGCACGUGUAAUAGUGAAAGAUAUCUGGUGUUCUAAUGGUGUAUUACAUAUAGUAGAUGAUAUUCUACAUUUACCAAUCAGAAAUAUCGUACAGGAAAUAGCUAAACAUAGCGAUCUUACUUUUACGUCUGCUUUGAUAACAGCUGUACAAGAUUUAAAUGUUCAACUAUCUAAUUUAUCUGAGAAUUAUACAAUUUUUAUACCUCGGAACGAUGCCUAUUCUAAACUACAAUGGUCUACUAUAGAUGCUGUAUUAAAAGAUAUACCUCGAGCUAGAAAGAUCUUACAGAGUCAUAUAAUAUCUGGUGUAGCUAAAUAUAUAGACGAGAUAAGAGAUCGGGAAAUGUUAAAAGCAGAUGAAAAUGUUAUUUAUAUUAUCAGAAAAAAUGGACAUGUAUUUGCUAUAAAUAAUAAUUUAUGGGCAAGAGUAAUAAAGCCUGAUAUACCUGCAUCUAAUGGUAGAAUACAUGUAAUAGAUACUAUAUUCUAUCUACCUUAUAUGACUAUUGCUGAAGCUCUGGAAAAUAUGGAGGAACUUAAGCCCUUUCAAGAUUUGAUGAGUUUAGUCCCUGAAUUUAAUGAUUUAAUAACAUCAAAUGAUAAUCGUUUAAUGACAUUAUUUAUACCGUCUGGUGAUUAUAUUCAAUCUUUAGAUUAUCAUAAAUUAGAUAAAAUACAAAAAUCUCCAAAAAUACUUAAACGGUUAUACGCUGGUCAUGUUUUACCUCAAGCUAGAUAUGACGAUGCCUUUCUACGUAAAUAUCCUGAUUCUGAUUAUGUUACUACCAGAUCAGCAUUAAAUGUUACAAUAACUAUCAGAAGAUCUGCAACAGGUUCAUUUAUUGAUGCUGGUUACGAGAAGACUGCAAUUGAUCUUGUAGCACAAGGUUUUGCUUUUACAAAUGGUGUUAUCUACAUCAUUGAGUCAUUCCUUAAUUAUUCUCCUCUCACAUUAUUAGAAAGACUGCAAUCUGAAGACAGUAUCAGAACAUCUAUUGCAUUAUUAGAUUUAUUAGUAACACCAAAUGUUACAGACCUAUUAUCACGAGAUGGUGUUACUUUCACGUUCCUGGCACCAAGUGACAACUCGGAUAAUUUAAUGGAAUUUUCUGAUUAUGCAAAGAAGCAAGGAUUAUCUCGAGAGGAUAAAUUAAAAGUAUUUUGGCGUCAUGUUAUAAAUGGGAGUGAAGUGACUUACAUCGAUUUAAAACAAGGCUAUGUUAAAUCUGAUUCAUUACCAACUAAUGUAACAUUACAGACAGCUAAUGACGACGUAAUGUUCAGCUGGAAAGAUGUUCAAGGUCGUAUUAUCAAAGCUAAUUUAUUGGCAUCCAAUGGAAUUAUCCACGUCAUCGAUAAUUUCUUGUAUUCAACAUCAUCACCAACGACAACUGCAAAAACUUCCAGCAGAGUAUCUGACAGUGUGGAACAUAGGACACCGCCUGCAACCACCCCGAAUGCACAGCCUGUACUCAGUGGUGUAUCAUUACGCUUGGAAAAAAUGCUUCUUAUAUUAACUGUGAUGGUGAGCUGGACAUCAAUGCAGAUUUAUUCAUGACAGUGAUAUCAAACCAAAAAUAUUUUCUUACAAAAAAAAAAAGACUUUCACCAGAAAUCCAUUCUUCAUUUUUUAACAUAGAUGUAUAUAGAAACAUUUGUAUCAUAUCAUUUUGUAUAAAUAUUCAUCAGUUGUAUAUAAUGCCUUCAAAGAAGGAAUCCUCCUUUUAUUGCACUGUCAGAGCCACAGCGGACUAAAAAAUAGCCAAUGGUGCUCCUAAACUAUGAUUUAGUUUUUAAUUCAUUGGUAUUUAUCAGUAGGCCUAUCUAUAUUUACUUCCUGUAUCUAUUUUUGACUCUGUACAUGUAAUGGUCACUAUCUCUGCUAAAAGUUCUUUUAACUAUAAAUCUGAAAUGUCCACUCAAUGUUUCAAUGAUUUGUGCAUGCAUAGGGGUCUUUAGUAGAGGGAGGAAACCAGAGGACCCAUAGAAAAACUACAAAGUUGGCUAGUGACCCCCGCUCCUUGUCAAGCACUGGCUUGGGAUCAAAUCCACACCAUUUGACUCAAUGACAGACCUUAUGGUCUAAAGCAUAGGCCUACGUGUUAGAUCAGUCGAAAGGGAGUGCUGUAAAUAUAAAAGCACAAGAGGAUCUUUCAUAGCCCCUUAAUUGAGACUCCUCGAUUUAUUCUGCUGAGCUUAUGGUAUAUUAUGCUUUUAAGCCCUGGUUAAAAAAAACCAGUAAUCUGAAUUUUUUAGGACAUAUCAAAUCCCUCAAUGCUAUGUUUUGUUGGUAAGUUAUAUUGUAUAUAAUAGGUGCCAUUACAAUGGUUGUUGAAUAUGUGUCUAGUUUAAGUUAGAUUGGUAUUUUCUUCUGGAUCUAAUAUUUUUGUCAAUUCUACAUGAACAUCUGUUUCCUACUGAAGUGAUUAUCUUAACUAACUGUUUUGGUGAACAGAUCAACCCCCUCUAUCAGUUGGUUGUUCUGAAGUUUGAUCCUACACUACGACAAGCAAUGGGGUUUGCCUUUCUACAACAUCUCCAUCUGUACUCUUCUCAAAUUAUUUAAAUAUAUGCAUAGACCUAGUCCUCACAUUAAAUGUUGUUUGACUAUUCCACUUUAAAAGUGGGAAGAAAAUAUAGUAUGCAGAGAAAACCCAUUUAUGUAGGCGACUCUACUCCUUGUGACAGACUCAGGAUCCAACUCAUAGAUACCAGGCCCUGGUUUCACAAACUUAAGUUUAGAAUUUACUCAAAAUUGUUUGCCUUAUAUUAACUAAAAUAUAGCCUUUAUAAAACUUUUGUUGUUUUAAUGUAUCAAAUACAUUAAUAAGAAGCUAUGUGUAAAUUUUUGUGUUUCUGGAUUAAAGAUAUUUCUAAUAAACAGUGAUUGAAAGUUGAGUAAAUUCUUAACUUAAGUCUGAGAAUGCUUUGCGAAACUGGGACUAAGAUGAUCUACACCACCCACCCAGUGAAAAUAGGGGUUAAUAUUAAUCCAGCUGGUUAAAUAUAAGGACUGUUUGUAAAUGUAUAAUGUCCUCUAGUUGUAGUGCUAGUUUUUGUAGAUACAUUUUUCAUAAUAAAGAUUGCCAAUAUAUAAACAUAUCAAUUUUAUUAUAUAUACUAAA